GACCACUACUACUCCUCCUAAUUCAAGUGUGGUCAUGCCAAACACCAUCAACCACUCUCUCUCUCUCUCUCUAAAAACAUUUUAAACACCCCAUGUGAAAAUCCACACAAAACCGACCUCUCCAAAUGCAAUAAAUCACUCUGUUUUUUUUUUCAAUUCAAGAGAUGUCUUUCCCGGAGUCGAAUAAUCCGGGUCAGGACCCAUUUAAAGCUCUGAAACUCAUCAUACCAAAGACAAGACCCGCGACGCUCUCACCACAUCCUUGAAGGCGGCGAUGGCCACACUCUUAAUCCUCUCCAUCUCCCUCGCCGCAUUCUCCGCCGUCUACAGCCCGUCCCAACCCGAUUUCUUCACCUGGCCCGAACCCGACCGACCCGACACCGACCCGUACACGGCCCUCUUCGACUCCGACGAUUCCCCCACCAACGUGAGCCACCUCGCCUUUGGCAUCGGCGGCUCCACCGCCACCUGGCCGAGCCGCGCGCGCUACUCCGAUCUCUGGUGGGAAGCCGGCCUCACGCGUGGAUACGUCUUUCUGGAGAAGGACCCGGGCGGGUCCGGGUCGACCCGGCGCGGAAUUGAGCACCGGUUCUCGUCGGAGUGGCGGCGGUUCCGACGGACGGCGGGGUCGGAGGCGGCGGUGAGGAUAGCGCGGGUCGGGUCGGAUCUGUUCCGGGUCGGGUUGCCUGGGGUGAGGUGGUUCGUGAUGGGGGACGACGACACGGUGUUCUUCCCGGAGAAUCUGGCGGCGGUGCUGGGGAGGCACGAUCACCGGCGGAUGGUGUACGUGGGCGGCAACUCCGAGAGCGUGGAGCAGGAUGUGAUGCAUGCGUACGACAUGGCGUUUGGCGGCGGAGGUUUCGCUGUGAGCUACCCGCUCGCGGCGGAACUCGCCGCGGCUAUGGACGGAUGCCUCAACCGCUACCACUACUUCUACGGGUCGGAUCAGCGGGUUUGGGCCUGCAUCGGCGAACUCGGAGUCGGGCUGACCCGCGAACCGGGUUUUCACCAGAUUGACAUCAGAGGGGAUGCUUUCGGGAUCCUAGCAGCACAUCCGUUGGCGCCUCUCGUUUCUCUCCACCAUCUUGACUCUGUCAACUCCUUGUUCCCGAACCAGACUCAGCUCGAGUCCGUUAGCACCCUGAUGAAAGCCUACAAGGCCGAUCCUCCCAGAAUCCUGCAGCAAUGCUUUUGCUAUCACCGCAAAUACAAAUGGUCCGUCUCAGUCUCGUGGGGCUACGUGGUGCAAAUAUUUCCCACUAUGCUCACAGCUAAGGAGUUGGAAAAGCCUCAACAGACUUUCAAAACAUGGAGGUCUUGGAGCGACGGGCCCUUCACUUUCAACACGCGGCCUGUGAGCAGUGACCACUGCCAACGGCCUGUUGUCUUCUUUCUGAACUCUGCUGAGGUGGAGGAAACUGGGAAAACACUCACGACUUACAGAAAGGUCGAGCCUCAGCCGGUGAAUAAAUGUAACAAGGACUACGCUCGUGCUGUGGCCAUUGAAAACAUCGUGGUCUUGGCAUCCAAAAUGGAGCAGCAGGAGUGGGAUCAGAGCCCAAGGAGGCAGUGUUGCGAUAUUGAUGGAAAUUUAGGACAUCGAACGAUGAGAAUUAGGAUUAGAAGAUGUAAACAUUCAGAGAGUAUAACGAUAUGAGGUUAGCUUAGCAUACAAAAUAUAUACAGUUUGUAAAUAAUCGGCAGACAAGGGUCACCAUUUUCUAAAUUCUACUAUAUAAAAGAUAUAUAUAGAUAGAUUAAUACU
Salvia hispanica is the source of this 1765-nucleotide messenger RNA. The record is from RefSeq and is a predicted model, not a curated record. NCBI's taxonomy places the organism in Eukaryota, Viridiplantae, Streptophyta, Magnoliopsida, Lamiales, Lamiaceae.